GGGUUUUUGUGUGUAUAUAAAGGGGGUGCUACCAUUGCAUUCUCCAUCAUUCACAAGCAAAAAUACGUUCAUUUGCUCUUUCAAGAGUGUUCCUUUGUUGCGUUUGUUACUCUUUUUCAUUCACUUUUGUCCCAUUGGUUCACCGUUUCUGAGAUCUCUGGGUUCUUCUGCCACUUUCCAUAAGUUGAAAUUUUUCCAAGAUCGUGUUAACUGCUUAACUAUUUUCAAUGGCGGAGCGUGUUUUGACUCGCGUUCACAGCCUUCGUGAACGAUUGGAUGCAACUCUAGCAGCUCAUCGGAACGAAAUUUUGUUGUUUCUGUCUAGGAUUGAAGGCCAUGGAAAAGGAAUUCUGAAACCUCACGAGCUCCUUGCUGAGUUUGAAGCAAUUUGCCAAACUGACAAAGAGAAACUGAAGGACCACGCCUUCCAAGAAUUUCUCAAGUCCACACAGGAAGCAAUUGUGUUGCCUCCAUGGGUUGCACUAGCUAUUCGUUUAAGGCCUGGUGUUUGGGAAUACGUACGUGUCAAUGUUAAUGCUUUGGUUGUCGAGGAGCUGACGGUGCCAGAGUAUCUGCACUUCAAAGAAGAGCUUGUAGAUGGACCUGCCAACGGGAACUUUGUUCUUGAGUUGGAUUUUGAGCCAUUUACUGCAUCUUUUCCCAAGCCGACCCUCACCAAGUCCAUUGGCAAUGGAGUUGAGUUCCUUAAUAGGCACCUCUCUGCGAAGAGAGAGAGCAUUAAUAAGAAUCUGAUACCAUCUGCAAACACAAAAAACAGAGAGAGCACGUAA
Messenger RNA from Olea europaea var. sylvestris, 791 nucleotides. Its product is annotated as sucrose synthase-like. The record is from RefSeq and is a predicted model, not a curated record. Gene Ontology annotation, biological process: sucrose metabolic process. The coding region runs from base 228 to 791 and encodes 187 amino acids. The transcript is spliced from 6 exons. NCBI's taxonomy places the organism in Eukaryota, Viridiplantae, Streptophyta, Magnoliopsida, Lamiales, Oleaceae. Gene Ontology annotation, molecular function: sucrose synthase activity.